This is a messenger RNA of Cotesia glomerata, 3587 nucleotides long. It is a transcript of the gene Pdp1, whose product is annotated as thyrotroph embryonic factor. Gene Ontology annotation, molecular function: DNA-binding transcription factor activity, RNA polymerase II-specific; RNA polymerase II cis-regulatory region sequence-specific DNA binding. Gene Ontology annotation, cellular component: nucleus. Gene Ontology annotation, biological process: regulation of transcription by RNA polymerase II. The record is from RefSeq and is a predicted model, not a curated record. The transcript is spliced from 6 exons. Lineage: Eukaryota; Metazoa; Arthropoda; Insecta; Hymenoptera; Braconidae. Bases 424 to 1473 code for a protein of 349 amino acids.
AGGCGGUACACGGUGGUAUAGGCCGUUUUACUGAGCGUGGGGCCGUUUGACGGUCCGAUCUCGACCGGUGGCCGUGUGCCGCUAGUAGUGUCUCGUUGAUCGCGAACCUAGCGCGACACGCGCCCAAAUUUACCCGGAGACUGUCUUAAUCACAGACUGUGCCGGGUUUAUAACUUUCCAUUCCAUUUUAAGUUUAAUAAUUUUAUAAAAUAAAAUAAAAUAAAAUAAACAAAAAAUCCGUGAAAAUAUGAACGCGUUAAUUCGCGGAUAAUUUAUAAAAAUGAUUUGCAAUAAACACUUGUGAGUGAAGUGAUUGAUUUGACAAUUAUAAACAGACAGUGAAUGUUGGGUGGAUUUAAUUUAGAUUUAAUUUUUUUUUACCAUUAAUUAUUAAUAAUUGAUUGUUAAUCAACAAACUGUGCAAUGGAGUACCAACAAUUAGUGUCACCUUCGGUAACUGUAGUGCAGCAUGGACCCCACCACCCUCAGCCGCCCACACAACCCCAAUCCCAACAACAGCCCCAUCAUCAGCCGCAAAACCAAUCACAAGUUGUUCCACCCUCGCACCCUCACAUUGUCCUUGCACCUGCGCAUCAACCCCAGCCACAACCGCCUCCAAAUCUGCCUCCACCUACCACUCACGCUCACCAAUUGCAUCCACCCUUACCGCCUAUACACGACGACAGUACCAGCUCAAGGUGGACACAGUACCAGCACAUAUGGCGACAACAUCAUGUUUAUAUCAAUGGUAAACAAAAUAAAGAUGGACCAGAGGAAAAAAAAGACGCGGACGGUGAAUUGUGGGGCAAUGUGGAAGCACAAGCCGCCUUCCUCGGUCCCAAUUUAUGGGAUAAAACCCUGCCUUAUGAUGCCGACCUGAAGGUAUUAAAUCAUUACGUGGAUCUGGAUGAGUUUUUAUCAGAGAAUGGAAUACCUGUCGACGGAGUGGGCGGUGGAGUACAAGGCAGCAUGCAGCCAGGUCAAUUACACAAACUGAAUAACCCAAAUGAAGCUGGGAGCCACCAAGGACCUGCUGGAUUACAUCUUGAACCGGUUACCAAGCGCGAAAGAUCACCCUCUCCGAGCGAUUGUUGUUCACCUGACACACUAAAUCCACCAUCACCUGCCGACUCGACGCUGUCGAUGGCUUCAUCGGGCCGAGACUUUGACCCGAGAACCCGGGCAUUCUCCGAUGAGGAACUCAAACCACAGCCGAUGAUUAAGAAAUCUCGGAAACAGGUGUUGCAGUUUGUGCCGGAUGACCUGAAGGAUGACAAAUAUUGGGCUCGUCGUAGGAAGAAUAAUAUGGCUGCUAAAAGAUCGCGUGAUGCGCGUCGAAUGAAGGAAAAUCAAAUUGCUUUAAGAGCUGGUUUUCUUGAAAAAGAGAAUAUGGGACUGCGACAAGAACUCGAUCGAUUAAAGAACGAAAACAUGUUAUUACGUGAUAAACUAAGUAAAUAUACGGAUGUCUAACAAACGGCCAAGUCCAAAAUUUCAUCGUCUUGACAAGAUUAAAAAAAAAAAAUUAUAAAUAAAUAAUAAAUAGACUCUAGGCGUACUCGGAGGAAUCCACCCGCUUAAGAAGAGUAUCUAAAACAUUAUCAAGAAGAUGAAGCAGCUGAAGUGUUUUUGACAAUUUUUCCCUGCCUCGAGAUCUCUGUUAAAGAUUCUUCGUUACCAAGAUACCCCAGAAAAAUUUUAUAUUAAAUCCAGCUUCCCAAUCAUCCCGAAGAUGACGAGAAGAAAUAUAUCAUCAUCAAAAGUUUACAAUAAAAAUAAAUGAAAAAAAAAAAAAUUGUCAAGAGAACCUUAAGUUUCUUCACCAUCGUCGCCUCACUUGUACAUAGUUAUAUAUGUAUAGUUAGAUUAUAUACGUCAUUCGAUGUCAUAUUUGCAGCUACGAACAAUAUUAAAAAGUAAAACUUUAAAAUUAUUAUAAAUGCAAUGAAAGAGAGAGUGAGCUACGAGACAGGGAGAAAUGAGUGCGUGUGUGUAUGUGCCGUUAACUUUUUUUGGAUCUUUAAUUGAUUUAAAAACAUUAAAAGAAAAAAUUCAACUUUAAUUUCUUCUUAAUAGAUCAAUUGAUUAAUUAAUCAUCCAACUAAUUAGACUAUUAAUUAAUUGAUUAAUUUAGCAGCUUUGUUAUUUUUUAGAUAAAGUUAUUUAAAAUUUCGGACACAUUGUUACCAUAAUAAUAAUAUUAAUAACAACAAAUAAACAUUUGUAUAUGAGAAUGUAAUUUACACGUGCAGAUACGUCGUAAAAAUAAUAAUAUAAGUAUGUAGAUUUAAUGAAUUUAAAACUGCACGAAUGCAAAGGUUGUCUCAAAAAUUAUAUUUAAUUAAAUUAAUGAGAAUUGUAUUUGUACGGUAAUUGGAAUUUUUUACGUCCAAAUUUGCAGUUUUUUAAAAAAGAUAUUUAAUUAAAGCUCUUAAUUAAUUAUUGUUGAGACAAUUGCUAAAUAGCAACAAAGUGAUUAAAGAAUAAUAAUAAUAAAUCAUAAUUAAUUAUAGAUUGAAAAGGUAAGAGUACAUUUACUCUACAAUAAUUAACCUUUUCUUUUUAAGUUUCUAGAUAUUUAUUUUGUUUAUAAAUAUAUAUGAGAAUAUAUACACACGAAAAAUUAUUAAAGAUAUUAAAAAAAAAAAAAAAAAAAAAAAAAGAGUAAAGACGACAGAAUUAUUGAGAGAAUAUUAUUAAAUUUAUUAUUAUUAUUAUAUUAAAAAUUCUGCACGUAUGAUUAAAUGUUCAUUGACUAAAAUUUAUUGAUAAUUAUAGACGCCUUAUUUUUUAAUAUUAUUAUAAUUAUAAUUAUUAUUAUGUUAUUUUUAUUUUGAAUACUUUAGUAUCAUGAGUUACCGAUACAAUUUAUAGUUGUUCGUGUAUAAAUUUUUUGAUUAUUUAAAUUUUUAUUUUUAAAGAUAAAAAGAUAAAAAGAUAAAAAAAUUGUUGACUUAUUAAUUAUUUUAUGUUAUAUAUUUAAAAAACUAAUUGUACUAAUUGGCCUAAUAUAAUAUAAAUCAGAUUAUUAUGUAUGAUAGUUCCAUCAUAUUCGAUAUAAAAAAUUUUUAAGUAUGACGAAAAAAAAAAAAAUUCUUUUUAAUUAUUGACGAUGACAUUUUUGUCCGGAAUUAGAAAAAUAAAAUUAAUGUUUGAUUAUUUUUGACAAAAGCUUGUAGUGUAACAAUAAAUAUUAUUUACUGCGAUCGUCCAUAAAUCAUCGAAUUUUUAGAUAAAUUUAUUUAGAGUAAAUAAAGUAAAGAUUGCAGUUAUCAGCCGCUUUUGUCGCAAAGUAACCCAGUAAUUAUUUUAAAAGAAAUAAUUAUUAAAAAAAAAUUGUAAAAUUAAUAAAUACUUGUUGCUAAGGUAUAAUUGAUCUGCAAUGUGAUAAAAGGAAUUAUGGAUAACUAUAACUAAAACGUAAAUAAUAAAAAUAAAUUACUAUAAAUAAAAUUUUAAAAAAGUUAACUAAAAUAAAAACGUAAUGCGUUUAAACAAAAUGAGUGAAAAUGUUCAACACGAAAAAUACAAAAAUCUAUUGAUUGUAUCACCUUCCUAAAGAAUAUAUGUAUUUGUUAUUGUUUUAA